Triticum dicoccoides is the source of this 2675-nucleotide messenger RNA. RefSeq names its product protein transport protein SEC31-like. The transcript has 6 exons. The record is from RefSeq and is a predicted model, not a curated record. The coding region runs from base 334 to 2280 and encodes 648 amino acids. Lineage: Eukaryota; Viridiplantae; Streptophyta; Magnoliopsida; Poales; Poaceae.
UAAAUUGGCAUUAGUAGUAGAGAUUUGAUGCAUGCAUUAGCGGCAUUAGUGUGCUUGCUUGUGCAUAUCCAUCCAUCUAAUGCCAUUAAUAGUUUCAUUAUAUUGUUUGUAUAUAUACGCAGUGCAAGCGAGAGGAACUGCUGAUAUCACCGCUGAAUUCGUAUUAGUAGUAGAGAUUUAACGCAUUAGUGGCAUUAAUUAGUAUGCUUGCUUGUGCAUAUCCAACCAUCCAUCUAUCCAUCUGUAGAGUAGAUGUGUACUUGUACUGGCUGCGCAGGCUAGAUCCUGUAGACAUUGUUCAGUUUCGGUCGUGUCUGUCGUCCUUGCUUACUGAUGAUGCCGAACAUGAUGGUCACCAGAUCAUCCGCGGAGGACCCUCAUGCCGCUGCCGGUGAGCAGCAGCAGCCACAGCGGCAAGCGGCGGACAAGGCGCCUCGCACCACCGAGGAGGAGCCAGCGGAUCUUACCAAUACUUCCCGGUACCAGAGGAUAAACCCAGAAUCCGUUCCAGUCUCCAAUGACAGCGGCGGCGGCAAUGGCAGCGCCGCCACCAGAAAGCUAGUAGAACCUGUACCAUCACCCACACCAAGCAUGGACGAGCGCGACGGCGCCCUGACUGUCGACGCUGACAGCUCGAGCCUCACGUCCUACCUCGCCCGCGCCUCGCUCGAGCAGCACCGGCCAGGAGGGCGUCCGGCGUCCUCAUCCGCUGCCAUGGUGAGCGACCACCAACUGUACAACGCCACCGCGUACUCAUCCCAUGGAGUCAACAUCAGCGGCUGCCUCUACAACUUGGCCGCCCAAGCCUCCCAAGGAUCCAACCUCAACGGCGGGCUCUACAACUUGGCCGCCCAAGCCUCCGAGGCAGCCAACAGCCUCGGCGGCGGGCUCUACAACCUCACCGCCAAGGCCACCCAGGGAGCCGACCUUUAUGGCGAGCUCUACAACCUUGCCGUCCAGUCUACCCAGGCAUCCAACAGGCUCGGCAGUGGGCUCAACAACCUCGCCGGCCAUGCCACCCAAGCAUCCAACAGCCUUGGCGGCGGGCUCUACAACCUCACCGCUCAGGCCAUUGAGGGAACCGACCUCGGUGGCGGCAGCAGCAGCAGCAGCAGUGACAUUGCCAUUGCCGCGCUGGAAGACCCUGCGCCGCUCAAGUGGGGCUGCAAGAAGUGCUCGCGCCCCUGCCGCGAGGUGCCCGCGCCGGCGCCCGCUGUCACUCCUGCACCCGCAUCGGUGCCUGCUCCUGCGCCAGCAACGGUGCCCACUCCAGCGCCUGAGCCAGAGCUGACCCCCCCUCAGGCGCAUCGCCGGGGAAUCUUAAGGAUCAAAAGCCGCCCGACGGCGCAAGGCCAGGCCCAGCCACGAGCGGAAGCGGAGAAGUUGAUGCCACCGCCGAGCGCCCGCGGCCCCGCCAUCCUUGACACCUCGCCUCAGACUCCUCGCACCACCACCCUCUCGCCGCUGCCACCUCGCGCCACCACCCUCUCACCACUACCACCUCGCGCCGCCACCCUCUCGCAGCACAGGUACGCAUGCCAUGCCCCAUACUGUGUCGACGCAGGUAAGGUAGCCACCAUAGGACCUGCCUGUCGUCCACAACGGCAGCAUCCCCACUCCGUUCGUGUUGUGUCGUCUCGGUCGAGCCGGUCCGGUCGGGUCUGUACAUCAAAAUCAUCCACGGAGGACCCUCAUGCCGCUGACGGCGAGCAGCAGCAAGCGGCGGACAAGGCGCCUGGCACCACCGAGGAGCCGGCGCCCAAGGUGCAUGAGCCUAAGCCGCCGCUGCCGCAGCCGAGGCGCCAGCCGUACCGUCAGGCGGCGGACAAGGCGGCUCACGCCAGCAACGGCGAGCAGGAGCCGGCGCCCAAGGCGGAGCCUAGGACGCCGCAGCCGCAGAGGCAGAGGCAGCAGCCGCCGCGCCAGGCGUCGAUGAAGGAGAAAGGCAAGGCGCCGAUGGUGCAGGAGCCUCCCGCGGUGGCGCCGCACGUCGCGCAGAGGGCGGCGGCCGCCGCGGGGGAGGCCGUGGCCCGGCCGCCGGUGCCGCGAGUCGCGACCCAGCUCACCCGCAAGGAGGAGGAGGAGGACUGGUUCGCGAUGACUGGCAGAAGGCUGCCCUACCGCCCCCUGCAGCGCCACCCCAAGGCCGUCGAGGACAAGCUCCAGAAACUGUUCCCGGGGCAGACGCUGCCUGAGGUGACCAGGGCCAGGUACAUGGUGCGCGAGAAGAAGCAAAAGAAGCGCCCCGGCUGCAAGCAAUGGCGGAGGAGGACGCCCUGAGGUCCGAGAGGUGCGACUCCGACGAUGAUGCGGCGGGAGAAAAAAACCAUUUUGGCGUCGCCGAUGCGGAGGUGCGUGGUAGCCGGAGGAAGAGAGGUUGAAGGCAACAGUAGAUUCAUGGGCAUUCUAUGAGCGUCAGUCGAAACAAAAAAACCAAAAAAGAAAUCUAGCCGGCAUUCCGCUCUUUUCCUUUUCUGAAGACUUUCGUUCGUUCGUGUCGUCGAUGACAGACGGUUCGUUGAUUUACAAAUGGUCGGUCGAAGCCCGCCGCCGCUGUUUCCGCGCCUCCAUGGUGGGGGCCGGGGUGGCGGCGGGCUAUGCAUAUUUACCAGACUUGGUUCCAGACUUGCAUAGCCUGGGGAAGAGCUUGGAAGAGGAAACAAACCUUUUCGCUC